Molecule: messenger RNA, 402 nt
Organism: Emiliania huxleyi CCMP1516
Lineage: Eukaryota; Haptophyta; Isochrysidales; Noelaerhabdaceae
Exons: 1
Coding region: 1-402 (133 amino acids)
Source: RefSeq, a predicted model, not a curated record
AUGCUCGCGAAGCGUGUCCCGACCGCAGCACCGCUACACGCAGGAGGCGGCGCUACUGAAAUAGCGCGGGCCGCAGGCACGGCCUCGGUCGCAAGCCACUUCUCCGCACGCGUCGCCCCGAUCCUCUUGCUGCUCACGCUGUCGACGCUGCCGCUCUCCCGCGUGCACAGCGUCAGCUCGUCCGUUGCCGGCGCUCAGCCCGUGCUGCAUGCCAGCAGCCGCGACAGCGAGGAUAGGAGGCUGCUGGAGGAUAUCACAGAGUCACCUGCGGCGGCGCUGCUCGCACUGCCUCCAGGAGAGCGGCAGUGGCAGGAGUCGUUGCAGCGUCUGGAGGACGAGCGGCUCGAGCAGUGCCGCGCCGCGCGCAUGUUUGACUUGGAGCACUUGGAGUGCGGUUAUUAG